GGAUCCUGGAAUCGGCGGGGAGGUGGGGAUUCUGGGAGGAAAACUCCAUUUCCUCCUUCCCCGCCGGACUCGCCCCUCCACCCGGCACCCCAAAUGUCGAUCUGUCGCCUCCCGGGCGCAGCGCGCUGGUGCUGAGCGAGGCGGCGGCCGCCGCGCCGGGAGAAUGCUGGGCAUGUACGUGCCGGACAGGUUCUCCCUGAAGUCCUCGCGGGUGCAGGACGGCAUGGGGCUCUACACGGCCCGCAGAGUGACAAAGGGUGAAAAGUUUGGACCGUUUGCUGGAGAGAAGAGAAUGCCUGAAGAUUUGGAUGAAAAUAUGGAUUACAGGUUGAUGUGGGAGGUUCGUGGGAGUAAGGGAGAAGUUCUGUACAUUUUGGAUGCUACCAACCCACGACACUCCAACUGGCUUCGCUUCGUUCAUGAGGCACCAUCUCAGGAGCAGAAGAAUUUGGCUGCCAUUCAAGAAGGAGAAAACAUUUUCUAUUUGGCAAUUGAAGAUAUAGAAACAGAUACAGAGCUUCUGAUUGGCUACCUGGACAGUGACACGGAGGCUGAUGAGGAGGAACAGCAAAUUAUGACAAUGAUCGAAGAAGGGGAAGUUAAAAAUUCUAAAGGACAAUCAACAGCUGGCAGAAAAGAGCGCUUUGGCUGUAAAGAGGACUAUGCUUGUCCCCAGUGUGAAUCGAGUUUUACCAGUGAGGAAAUUCUUGCUGAGCAUCUUCAGACAUUGCACCAGAAACCCACAGAGGAGAAAGAAUUUAAGUGCAAGAACUGUGGGAAGAAAUUUCCAGUUAAGCAGGCUUUGCAAAGACAUGUUCUUCAUUGCACAGCGAAAAGCAGUCUGAAGGAUUCUUCACGAAGUUUUCAGUGCUCUGUUUGCAAUUCUUCCUUCAGUUCAGCAUCGAGUUUUGAGCAGCACCAGGAGACUUGCCGGGGCGAUGCCAGGUUCGUGUGCAAAGCUGACAGCUGUGGAAAGAGGCUGAAGAGCAAGGAGGCCCUGAGGAGACACCAGGAAAAUGUCCACGCUGGAGAUCCUAAGAAAAAGCUCAUAUGUUCAGUGUGCAAUAAAAAGUGUUCUUCAGCAUCAAGCUUACAGGAACAUAGAAAGAUUCAUGAGGUAUUUGAUUGUCAAGAAUGUAUGAAGAAAUUUAUUUCAGCUAAUCAGCUAAAACGUCAUAUGAUCACUCACUCAGAGAAACGACCCUAUAAUUGUGAGAUUUGUAAUAAAUCUUUCAAGAGGCUUGAUCAAGUGGGUGCCCACAAAGUAAUACACAGUGAAGAUAAACCUUACAAAUGCAAGCUUUGUGGAAAGGGAUUUGCCCACAGAAAUGUUUACAAGAAUCACAAGAAGACCCACUCUGAAGAGAGGCCGUUCCAGUGUGAGGAGUGUAAAGCUCUGUUCCGAACCCCGUUUUCUUUGCAGAGACACCUGCUCAUACAUAACAGUGAGAGGACUUUCAAGUGCCAUCACUGUGAUGCUACCUUUAAAAGGAAGGAUACCUUAAAUGUUCAUGUCCAAGUGGUCCACGAUAGACACAAGAAAUACAGAUGUGAGCUGUGCAAUAAGGCAUUUGUUACACCUUCCGUGCUUAGAAGUCAUAAGAAAACACAUACAGGAGAAAAGGAGAAAAUCUGCCCAUAUUGUGGCCAGAAAUUUGCCAGCAGUGGGACCCUGAGAGUUCAUAUCCGUAGCCACACAGGUGAGCGUCCCUAUCAAUGCCCUUACUGUGAAAAAGGAUUCAGUAAAAAUGAUGGACUGAAGAUGCACAUUCGUACUCACACCAGGGUUUGUGACUUGGCUUUUAGCUUGAAGAAAAUGCUGAUCCGACACAAGAUGACUCAUAAUCCCAAUCGUCCGCUGGCAGAAUGCCAAUUUUGCCAUAAGAAGUUUACAAGGAAUGACUACCUCAAAGUGCACAUGGACAAUAUCCAUGGCGAAGCUGACAGCUAAUGGUAGCUGUAAAGGAGUUGAACCAUUCAGAAGGGCUCCUAAUAUGAAACCCAGAUUUCUCUCACCUGAUUAGCAUAGCAGAAAUAGCCAAGAGCAAUUCACUGGUCUCACAGUUCUUACUUGCCUACCUUUAGAGUCUGUAGAUGCAUAGACAAAAGAAAAAAAAACCCCUACUUUUACCAAG
Messenger RNA from Ceratotherium simum simum (southern white rhinoceros), 2135 nucleotides. The record is from RefSeq and is a predicted model, not a curated record. Lineage: Eukaryota; Metazoa; Chordata; Mammalia; Perissodactyla; Rhinocerotidae.